Molecule: messenger RNA, 1399 nt
Organism: Clupea harengus (Atlantic herring)
Lineage: Eukaryota; Metazoa; Chordata; Actinopteri; Clupeiformes; Clupeidae
Gene: paqr5a
Product: progestin and adipoQ receptor family member Va
Cellular component (GO): membrane
Molecular function (GO): signaling receptor activity
Source: RefSeq, a predicted model, not a curated record
ACCUGUAUACCCGCACCUGUGCCUACCUGUGCCGCCACAACCUCAGACCCUCAUCAUGCUCAACCUCAUCAAGCUACCUCACGUCUUAACCAUCAACCAGGUUCCCAAAGUGUUCCAUGAGGAUGGGAUCAUAUCGGGGUACCGGCCCCCCUACAGUUCAGCCAAGGACUGUGCCCUGAGCGUCUUCCAGCCGACCAAUGAGACCCUCAACAUCUGGACACACUUCCUUCCUGCAUGGUUCUUCCUGUGGAAGCUGCUUAUGGUUGCCUUGGCGAUGGAGGAGGGGGAGCGCAGCCUGUACUCCUGGCCCCUGCUGGUGUACCUAGCGUCCUGCUGUGUCUACCCGCUGGCCUCCAGCUGUGCCCACACCUUCAGCAGCAUGUCAGUCAGGGCACGCCAUGUUUGCUUCUUCUUCGACUACGGAGCGAUCAGCUUAUACAGCCUCGGGUCGGCGGUAGUCUACUCCUCAUAUACGUUUCCUCAGAAGUGGGUGAACAGCACAUUCCACCACUGGUACGUCUCCAUCGCUGUGCUCAACUCAUUCGUCUGCACAGCUCUGGCCUGCUGCUCAAGAUUAGGUUUGCCGUUUCUUCACUACAGCGCGGACACCAUAAAAGGUUUGCCUGACUACCAAGUUGCAAAGCUUACUAAACCUCUACGUAUCCUAGCCUUUGCAUUGCCGUAUGUUUAUGACAACAUCCCCCUAUUCUACAGACUAUUUGUCUGUGUCGGUGAGGGCUGCACAGACAAUGAGGCCAACGGUGUUCAUCAUCAGCACAUAGCUCUUGCCUUCCUCACUGGCUUCCUCUUCGCCACUCGCCUUCCAGAACGUCUGGCUCCAGGGAGUUUCGACUACAUAGGGAACAGUCACCAGCUCUUUCAUGUGUUUGCCAUCACUGCCACUGUGGUCCAGAUUAAGGCCAUAGAACUGGACAUGGUCCUGCGCCAGACGUGGCUCCUUGCUCACUCACCUCCCAUUACCUUCACCAACACAGUGGGGGUGACUCUGGUGUCUGUGGCAGCCAAUCUGUGUGUCAUCUGUAUAUUUAGUCAUGCACUAUUCUCCACCACCAAGAACAGGGACAAAGACAACAAAUUGUCAGACAUUAUCAAGGGCUAUGACUCAUGUUCAACUAGAAGUGCCUUUUGUUGUCAUCGGUAGUUAGGCUCAAUGGCACAUGAUUGGCUGCUUGACAGGUGUGAGACAGGAAAUCACUCCGUCAGUGGAAGUAAUGUAUCACUCAAAGGUCAUGAACAAAGACUGACACUCCAAAGGAUGCACGUCUAGAAUUUUCUUAUUUGCUCUAUGUUAUGACCUGGAAGGCCUAUUUAACAUUGUUAAUUAUUUAUGGACUUUAAUUUCUUUGUAUAUACAUAAGUUUGAAAAAUGGCAAUGAAA